CUAUUAUUUGAUUUUUCAUACAAGCCUAUAUAUAUUAACUCCUCUAAAAGCAUUUUACUGUAAUUAGCUUCACUGGGAUAGACAUUGAAGAACUCUAAGCUUGUCUAUAACACUAUCCCUGAAGAAACAAGGGGUAAUAUUGGAAUAAAGAAAUAAAAAAAAAAGUUUUGAAGAAGUGGCAGAAAGGUUCUUAGAGGCACUCUCUUGUCCUGUGGUCCGCAACUACUACUACUACUACUGAUUGCAACUGUUCAUUAGUCACAAGCAAACACGGACACCACUUCAACCUUUCUUUCUUUUUUUCUUUAUUAGUAUUAAUAAUGCUGUUACAAGAGAAACAUCAACAACCCAUGUUUUUGUUCAAGGAAUUGGAAUUCAAUUUCAACUGAUCAACCAUUUUCUUUUAUCAUAAGAAAGAAUUGGAUGUUAAUGGGAAACUGAGAAAGGAUGCUAAUCCAGCUAUGGUUUGUACUGCCAAUGAUUUACAACAAUGGAAAGAUUUUCCCAAAGGACUCAAGGUUCUUCUCCUUGAGGGAGACAACGCUUCUGCCGCCGAGACAAGAGCAAAGCUUGAGGCCAUGGACUAUAAUGUUUCUACAUUCUGUGAUGAGAAUGAAGCCUUGUCAGUGAUUUCAAGUAGACCUGAAGGCUUUCAUAUAGCCAUAGUGGAGGUGAGUUCAAGCAGUUGCGAGGGAGGUUUCAAAUUUCUUGAGAAUGCCAAGGACUUGCCAACUAUUAUGACUUCAAACAACCACUGUUUGAACACCAUGAUGAAGUGCAUAGCGCUUGGGGCAGUUGAGUUCCUCAGCAAACCACUCUCUGAAGACAAGCUCAGAAAUAUCUGGCAGCAUGUCGUUCACAAGGCAUUCAAUGCUGGUGUAAGUGCCCAGUCUGAAUCGCUGAAACCUGUGAAGGAAUCUGUAGUCUCCAUCUUGCAGCUCCAAACCAACAAUGAACAACACGAAAGUAGAGCCUCAAUUGAGUUAGAGAAAGUAUCGAGGUUUGGUGACAAUGACCGUGAGCAUUAUCCCGCUCCUUCAACUCCGCAGUUGAAACAGGCGGAAAGAUUACUAGAUGACGGGGAUUGUCAAGAGCAGACUAAUUGCUCCACAGAAAAAGAAAGCGGGGAACAUGAUGGAGAAUCUAAAUUUAUUGAAACUACUUGUGAAAAUUUGAAUGCUGAAAGUACUCCUCGACAAACGAAAUCUGAAAUUACUCUGGUUCAUAAGGAAGAGGAUUUUACAGAUGCUUCUAAGUAUGAGAGUGUUGUUUUUCGACAUCCACAAAAUUUGAAGGUUCUCAAAAAUAGUGACAGUAAUACAACAUCUGCAAAUAAAGUCGGUGUUCGUAAUCAUAAAUGUGAGAUAAAAGCUAAUAGGAAGAAGAUGAAAGUAGAUUGGACGCCCGAGCUGCACAAAAAGUUUGUAAAGGCAGUGGAACAACUAGGCAUUGAUCACGCUAUUCCUUCUCGAAUAUUGGAUCUAAUGAAAGUGGAAGGCUUGACAAGGCAUAAUGUAGCAAGCCAUCUUCAGAAAUAUAGAAUGCAUAAAAGACAUAUCUUGCCGAAGCAAGAAGAUCGGAAAUGGCUAAAUCAAAGAGAUCCAAUGCAAAGGAGUUAUUGUCUUCAAAGGCCAAUUAUGCCAAGUCCACCAUAUUAUCCUAACCAUACUCUUCCAAUAGCUCCUUUAUAUUCAAUGUGGGGACAAUCUAGAAAUCAAACAGCUAGUAUGCAGGUGUGGGGUCAUUCUGGUUAUCCUUUGUGGCAGCCUACAGAAAGUUGGCACUGGAAAUCGUUUCCGGGGAUGCAUUCAGAUACAUGGGGCUGCCCGGUGCUACCGCCACCUCAACCUCCUAACUUUUCCUUCUCUCAUAAUAUACAUGUCUUGAGCAAUGCUAAUGCAGCAGAUUACAUGUUUGGCAUGCCUAGUUCCUUUGACCAUUAUCCGGCAGAGGAGGUUGUUGACAAGGUUGUGAAGGAGGUAAUAAGUAAGCCAUGGCUACCUUUGCCUAUAGGCCUCAAACCUCCUUCAACGGAUAGCGUGUUGGCCGAGAUAUCAAGACAAGGCAGUUCAACCAUCCCUCCAAGCAGCAAUGGUUCUAUUCCCAGUUGACAUGUAAAACAGAUGAGUAACCACAAAAAACUGAUUCUGAUGAUGGUGACAAACUUGUAUACAAAAAAAAGGGUCCACCAGAUCAUGACCCUGUUGUGAUAUUUUUUUUAGUUUCUCAAAUUUAUCAGGUUCCAUCUAGUAGAUUGACUGAGAAGAGUAAAGUUGGGACCAUUUCGCCGAAUUCGGAUUGCCAGCAAUUAGCAAUCACACUCAUAUUCAUACAGUCAGCACAUCAGUGGUUGUUGGGUCAAGAUCGAAUGGUUCAGAAUGCAGAUUUUUAUUUCUAUUUUUAAAACUAAAAUACGGAAUUUGAAAUCUCGAUCUAACGGUCACCAAUGUGCUGCUUGCUUGAAUGUGACCGGCCGAAUUCAAUUUUGUUUUGCCAUAUUUGGUCCCCCAUCACACCACCAACAACCACUUCAUACAAUAGCAUGUUGCAACAACCAAAUAGUAGACAAUGAUCCUAUCCAUCACCACAUGCCAAAACAAAGCAAAAAUAAAAAUAAAAUUGUUAAGUGGGGGACACCCAUUAGGCAAAUUGGCCGGUUGAGAAGUAGCCACACAUUUGUUGAAGUUCACUACAAAAAAUUGUGGAUGUAAAUAGAUGCUGAUAUGGUUGUAAAUGUGGUACUUUUAGGAAGCAUAAAAUAAAAGAGUGAUGAUAGGUAUGUUUUGUUUUUGUAUCUCUAAGAUGUGAGAAUCUAAUAAUGGAAAGGAUAAAGGAUAGGAACAAUGUUGUGAAUAAAGGUGAGUUCAAAGAACACCACCACGGAUGCUAACUUUUUGUUCUUAUUUUUCAAA
Messenger RNA from Cicer arietinum (chickpea), 2912 nucleotides. RefSeq names its product two-component response regulator-like APRR2. The record is from RefSeq and is a predicted model, not a curated record. Gene Ontology annotation, molecular function: transcription cis-regulatory region binding; DNA-binding transcription factor activity. Gene Ontology annotation, biological process: positive regulation of DNA-templated transcription; phosphorelay signal transduction system. Lineage: Eukaryota; Viridiplantae; Streptophyta; Magnoliopsida; Fabales; Fabaceae. Gene Ontology annotation, cellular component: nucleus.